Messenger RNA from Rangifer tarandus platyrhynchus (Svalbard reindeer), 1371 nucleotides. The record is from the annotation of a GenBank genome assembly. NCBI's taxonomy places the organism in Eukaryota, Metazoa, Chordata, Mammalia, Artiodactyla, Cervidae.
AUGCAAGGGACAUCUCAGCACAAGGCUGUUGGCGCUCCCGACACUGUUCAGGCUGAGUUGAAGAUCCCUCUCCUUUGCCGGGUGCCAAGAAAGAUGAACAGACCGGGCAAUAGAAAAAUAGUCAAAGAAGGAUCCAGUGAUUUGAAAUUCCAGAACUUCGCUCUGCCGAAAAAUAGGUCAUGGCCCAGAAACAACAGUGCCACAGGACAGUACCAGACUAUUAAUGAGCCUCUUCUUGAUGGUGAAAGGAAUUCCAUAGCAGUCCUGGAUGGAGCAAAAGGCCACACCGAUGAUGACUAUGAAGACCCUGAGCUUCGCAUGAUCGAAGACUGGCAAUCAGUGAAAAUCUUACCAGCCAGGCCUAUUAAGGAAUCCGAAUAUGCAGAUACACGCUAUUUCAAGGGUAUGAUGGACACACCCCUGUCCUUAGAUUCCAAGCCCUCUCUCCCCACAGACAGGCAAACCUGGAUGAAGCUGGAAGAAGUGCAAAAGCCCAUUUCCAAGGAUAUCAGAAACCAACAUGUUAAAGGAGACAAACCCACAAAGGGAAAGAAGACUCCUUUACCACCUCCUCGGCCGCCCGUCAAGCUUCCGAAGAAGUACCAGCCCCUCCCCCCGGAGCCACCGAGCAGCAGGCCACCUUUCCCCCAGAGGCACACCUUCCACGAAGCCCAGAGAGGGGCCAGACAGAUAAGCUUAAAGAACUUAAGUGAGGUCCUUGGAACAGAGAAAGUUCCUUAUCACCAGAUGAAGCCUGAAGCACCUCAUCUGCCACAAAACCAAAGUCCUCAAGAGAUUCCUUUUGCAGUUACCAGCUCUUCAUUCACGACACGCAACCCGACUGUGCAAAACCGAGAUCAUAAAGAAAGCAUGCCAUCCUAUGCUCCUCAGAGAUGUCAGUCUCCAGCAAGCUCUGGCCCUCAGGAAAAUCCACUACUUCAUAAAAUCAUGAGCAGGAGGAAACCUUUCCCCACAAGGUCUGAUGGCAAGGAUGUCCAGCACAACAAAUGGUACAUUGGAGAAUACAGUCGCCAGGCAGUGGAAGAGGCGUUAAUGAAGGAGAACAAGGAUGGCACCUUCUUGGUCCGAGAUUGCUCUGCAAAAUCCAGGGCGGAGCCGUACGUGCUGGCGGUGUUUUAUGGGAACAAAGUCUAUAAUGUGAAAAUCCGCUUCCUGGAGAGGAAUCAGCAGUUUGCCCUGGGGACAGGACUCAGAGGAGAUGAGAAGUUUGACUCGGUGGAAGCCAUCAUUGAACACUACAAGUAUUUUCCUAUUAUACUCAUUGACGGGAAAGAUAAAACUGGGACCCACAGGGAGCAGUGUUACCUGACUCAGGCCCUCCCUGUCAACAGACACUUCUCACCUAGGUAG